UACUGACAAGUGGCAUGCCAUGUCAGAUUUCUGUUAGAAAUUUGAAGGUCUUAAUUAAAACAAUUUCAAAUCUAAUGAUUAAAAUGAUAAAAUUGAAAACCAAAGGAGCAAAAAGGUAAGAGUGCAAAACCCAGGGACUGAUUAAGUACUUGAUCCUUAUUCUGGCAGAUCUUACAUUUAAAAGUGGUAUUAUUACAGCCUCCUUAUCAGUAUCCAGAAAAAUGAUACUAUUAAAGAUACAUAAUUCCUUUUUACAAUUCUUGGGUAUGUUGGUUGGUGAGUCAUUAAAUUGAUCAGUUCUCCGAUAUGCUUUUUCAGAGCUCCAUAAUCAGAUAAGGUAGUUUGACAAUUCAACUUGGUUUUAGUGGAAAUAUUGUACUCCUGUGUUGUGUUUAUAAGCUUCUGCUUAUUUGCAUGCUGUUUCUUGUGCUACUCUAUUCCCUGUGCCACCUUUUCUCCCCAUAUAAUCUUUACCCAUGAGUGUUUACAUCCUAUGAGUUGAUUCAUGAUAUAUAGUCCAUUGACUAGGUCAAUGAUAUUUGGAAAAAAUGGAAUCUCCUCCCAUAAUUUAGGGGUCAAUGUCAUUGGUUCAAUUCUAUACGAGUGCAUCUCUUGUAACACCGUAAGGGAAGGCCCAAGCCACAUCUGGGCCAUACUCCAAAAUGACUAGUCAAUUGUAUAAUUGGAGUCCCAUUGGGAUCAUUAUAAAGAGUUAGAACUUUUCCCUCACAAGCAAUGUGGAACCCCAUACACCACCUACACUCACCAGUUUGUAUGGGGUAUCACAUCUACUUUAUUUACUUAAAAAAAGUGUACGUUAGAUUGCUGAGUUUUUUAUUUCUAAAUCAUUCGGGUCUAUCAAAAUUCUUAUGACUUUGAAAAAUGAUUGACCUCAAUAGUUGGGGUUGUUUCACUAGAAGGAAAUCACUCUUUAUUGUUACGAGAUAAUUACGGAGAGAAUUAUGGGAUUAGUUUUGUGGUUGUAAAUUAGGUAGAAUUAGUCGUAAAUUAGGUAGCCGACGGCUGUAAAUUGUUGACAUACUUGAGCAUCCUAUGUAUAUGUAAUUUCUAUAUAAAUGAAAGAGAGGGCAGAGAAAGGGUAUUGAGACCAAAACUGACAUGGUAUCAGAGCCUCUAUUCUGAUUAUCAUUUCUCUGUGGUCUUGAUCCUUCAGAAUUUCUGAGUUGCGACAAUAAUUUUCUGUUCUCACACGGUGGUGAGUUUUUUGAGUUUCUUGUGGGUUUGUCCUCUUAAGUGGCUGUCGGCAGCUGCAGGUGAUGUUUCUGCAACAAUAGACAUUUCCUGUGGUGGUUGACAGCAUUUGUGGGUGGCUUUGAGGCCACAGGAAGGUUCUGUGUACAUCUGGGUGGUGGUCGACCACCUCUGUGUGGCUAUCGGCAGUGUUUUCUUUCUGGGUCAUAUCCUUUUUUGGUCGUGCCGUGUUUUAUUUCUUUUUUGUCAUUGUUUACGGCAUCUUCAGGUUUCUUUUUCUCUCAAGAAGCAGUUUCAGGUUUCCAUUCCGUGGACAACACUUUUCUCUCUUGUGGGUCCUUUCAUUUUUUUUGUGGGCCGUGAGUCUCUUUUGCUCAAUAGGAGAGCAAAUAAAAUACAUAUAAGCCCAAUAGUGAAGAGCUUCUUGCUGUGAGUUUUUAUUAUUAUUCUUUACGUGGGCUAAUUUUGAGUGGAUCAUUUUGUGUUGGCCCAAUUGAUAUUCCUAUUAUCAUUUUGGAAACCUUGUGUUGCCAUACGUGGUUGGGCCUCUCUUAUUGGGUUAUUAUUUUGUUCAUAGACUUUCAUAAUGUCUAUUGAAAAUAUUAUUGUACGAUUUACUGGCAAAAAUUUUCCUACAUGGGAAUUUCAAUUUAAGAUUUUUUUGAAAGGAAAAGAAUUAUCAAAUCAUAUUGAUAAUUCUGCAAAGAUUCCUACUGAUGAAAAAGAAUUUGCUCAAUGGGAGAUCAAGGAUGCCAAGGUAAUCUCUUGGCUAUUGGGGACCAUUGAGUCUCACCUUGUGAUCAAUCUUCGCUGUUUUACUACGGCUCAGGCUAUGUGGGAUUAUCUUCACCGUAUUUACCACCAAGAUCAUAGUGCUCGAAAGUUUCAAUUAGAGUUGGAAAUUAGUAAUUAUAGUCAAGGCAAUUUACCCAUCGCACAAUUUUAUUCCGGUUUUAUUAACCUUUGGAGUGAGUAUUCUGCCAUUGCUCAUGCAAAGGUUCCUACUGCGGCCCUCGCGGCUCUUCAAGCAGUUCAUGCUGAGAGUCAACGCGAUCCGUUUUUAAUGAAACUUCGACCCGAAUUUGAGCCUGUUCGAGCUGGUUUAUUGAACCGUGAUCCAGUUCCUUCUUUGGACAUUUGUUUGGGAGACUUAUUGCGUGAAGAACAACGGCUAUCCACUCAGAUAAGUAUGACUUCUGAGAAGGUUUUUUUCGAGACUGUAAAUGUAGCCUAUGCAGCACAUGGGAGAGGGAGGAACAAGUUACAAUGUUUCAAUUGCAAGGAAUUUGGUCAUAUUGCUCGCAAUUGUCCAAAGAAAGUUUGUAAUUACUGCAAGAAAGAGGGCCAUAUCAUCAAAGACUGUCGAAUACGGCCUCAGAAUCGCCAAUCCCAAGCUUUUCAGGCUGAUGUUCAGUCCUCUGCUUCUUCUUUUGUGCCUUCUACUGUAAGCUAUGAUUCAUCUGUUCUUACACCAGCAAUGGUCCAACAGAUGAUUGUGUCUGCUUUUACGACCUUAGGCAUGCAAAGUACGAGCACUAACUCAACUUCUUGGAUUGUUAAUUCGGGCGCUUCUAAUCAUAUGACUGGUAAUAUGACAAGUCUCCAUGGUGUUUGUAAGUAUAGUGGCACACAAAAUAUUCAGAUCGCUGAUGGCAGUACUCUUCCUAUUAUUGUUGUUGGAUCGGGUGUCGGGGACGGUGAUCGCGAAAGGGCCUAAAAUCUCAUCUAUCAAAUCUGGAAUGUGGGACAUCAUAUAUGAUACGCACGAAGCCGCAAGUGAGAAGGAAUUAACAAACAUAUUUAUCGAAAAAUCUUCUGAAUAUGAGAUCACAGAUGUUGAUCCCGAAAAUGAGAAGGAUGCACCAGUCGUUGCUGAGAAUGAAGUGGAGCUUAUACACAGUGUCACUGUUCAAGAUAUUAUGAGAAAAGUAGCAAUGUAUUUUGACCUCAAUUAUGACAUCAACGGUUAUGGUAUACCACUCCUUGAGAUCUUGAGGAAGCUUUAUAACUGUGAGUUUUGGCUGGUGGAGCAAUUUUGCGCCAAGACAUUCAAGUCCCUUGGUUAUGGGGAUUUUUUAAUGUUCCUUGAAAAACAUGCCUCUCUGCUACCUGAGCAGAUGUACAAUUUCUUAAAAGGUGAUGUGUAUGAAAAAUCUCCUUUAGAGGUUUGCAUGCUCCAGAAUCAAUUGGUUGUUUUAGUAGCACAAGCUUUGAAUGGCAUAUGGAGAGAUACACAAGUUAACAGACAGAUGAUUUCUUCAUUGCUAAUGAGGCAAUUCCCAUUGAUUGGUUUCAAAAUUUCUGAAAAAGGUUCUGUUGCUGAUUUUCUAGAUAUUGUGGGGAAACAUAAGAGCAAUGUAAUCUCAAAACCUGUCCUAUUUUCUGUAACAUUAUUUGGAAUGAGUCAUGAUGGAGACUUGCUAGCCCAUCAUGAAAAUGAUUUAUUGGAAACCACCGAGGUGAAAAUUGACAUCAGCCAAAAGGCUGGAGACCUUAUACCUGUUACAUCCAAGGAUGCUAUUGAACUUUUAUGUAGGGCACCAUUGUUGUCAGAUUUAAACUUAUGGACACAUUGGGACCUGAUAUUUGCUCCCUCGCUUGGUCCUCUUGUAACAUGGUUGUUGAAUGAAGUCAACACGCAGAAGUUAUUAUGUUUAGUGACUAAAGAAGGAAAGGUUAUCCGCUUGGAUCAUUCAGCUACUGUAGAUUCAUUCUUGGAAGCUGCACUUGAAAGAUCCCCUUUACAAACAGCAGUGCAGCUUUUAUCUCUGUUUUCUUUAGUUGGGGGUGAAAAAUAUGUUCCCAUGUCUCUUUUAAAGUGUCAUACACGCCAUGCAUUUGAAGUUAUUAUGAAGAAUUUAUUGGAGAAUAUGGAAGUAAACGAGGCUCAGAACUCUCGGAUGCAAGGAUACACAAGACGGAGAAUGGUUGUUGAAACUGCUACUAGUAACUUGAGUAAUGAAUUACUCAUAAAUUUUGACAAAAUGAAUACAGCAGUGCCCGUUAUAUCCAGAUUUGUUCUUGACUGUCUCGGCUUUUUACCCACAGAGUUUCGUGGUUUUGCUGCCGAUAUAUUACUUUCAGGAAUGCGAUCUCUUAUCAAAGAUGCUGCUUCAGCCGUUUUGUCUGAAUGCAACCAAACAGAGCAGCGUCUCAUGCUUCAUGAAGUAGGACUCUCUCUUGGUAUUGUGGAGUGGAUUGAUGAUUACCAUGCAUUUUGUUCCACUGAUGCUAGUGAUUUGUACCCACACAAAACUUUAUGCUUAAAUGUUGCUGCACCUGAGAAAAGCAUCAGCUCAAAAACUAUGCAAGAUGUGUUGGACAAGCCUUCCACUUCUGAAGUAAAUACAACUGUAUCCGCUGUGGCAGAUGGGCAUAAAGAACAAUGUACUGGAGUUUGUCAAUCAGUUCCUGGAUUAGAAGUUUUUGAAGGAAUUGGCCAUGGUCCCACCCAACAUUUGUCUGAACUUGAUGAACAUAAGAAUGCAUCCCUGGUCAUUGAAUCUAUCAGGUGGGAUGAAUUUGGUAUGGAUCCAAGUCUUUCUAGCAUUGAAAGUAGCAUGUUGAAGAAGCAGCAUGCUCGCCUAGGGAGAGCACUUCACUGUCUUUCACAUGAGUUAUACUCUCAGGAUUCACAUUUUCUUCUUGAGCUGGUGCAAAAUGCUGAUGAUAAUAUUUAUCCAGAAGAUGUGGAACCAACUCUGACAUUCAUUCUUCAAGAGUCAGGAAUCAUUCUUCUAAAUAACGAGCGAGGCUUCUCUGCUCAAAACAUCAGAGCACUCUGUGACGUUGGUAAUUCAACGAAGAAAGGAUCUAAUGCUGGAUAUAUAGGGCAGAAAGGCAUUGGCUUUAAAUCAGUUUUCCGGGUUACAGAUGCUCCAGAGAUUCAUUCUAAUGGAUUUCAUGUCAAGUUUGAUAUAAGUGAGGGUCAGAUUGGUUUUGUUUUGCCAACAUUAGUGCCUCCAUGUAAUAUUGACUUGUAUAGUAGGUUGGCAUCUGGUGACACCAGUGAUGUGGAUGCCAAACAGUGGAACACUUGCAUUGUACUUCCUUUCAGAACGAGAUUAUCAGAUGGAACUGUCAUGAAUAGCAUUAUGACCAUGUUUUCAGAUCUUCACCCAUCUUUGUUGCUGUUUCUUCACCGACUUAAGUGUAUUAAGUUUAGAAACUUGCUCAACAAUUCGCUCAUAGUUAUGAGAAAAGAAAUCAUGGGGGAUGGCAUCGUUAGGGUUUCACAUGGGAAAGAAAAAAUGACAUGGUUACUAGCAUCUCAGAAGUUGCAAGCAGAUGUCAUUCGUCCUGAUGUGCGUACAACGGAAAUCUCAGUAGCAUUUACAUUGCAGGAAUCGAUUGAUGGGGAUUGCGUUCCAAUUCUAGAACAACAGCCUGUUUUCGCAUUUCUUCCUUUAAGAACUUAUGGUCUGAAAUUCAUUCUUCAAGGUGAUUUUGUCCUUCCUUCAUCUAGAGAGGAAGUGGAUGGAGAUAGUUCUUGGAACCAGUGGUUGUCAUCUGAGUUUCCUGGUUUGUUUGUUGGUGCAGAGAGAUCCUUUUGUUCUCUUCUGUGUUUUAGAGAGAACCCUGGAAAAGCUGUGUCAGCAUUUAUGAGCUUUGUUCCGCUUGUUGGGGAAGUUCAUGGUUUCUUUUCUAGUCUUCCCCGGUUGAUUAUUUCUAAAUUACGAAUGUCGAACUGCUUACUUCUGGAAGGAGGCAAUGACAGAUGGGUUCCUCCAUGCAAGGUUCUAAGAUGUUGGGAUGAACAGGCCCGCAUUCUUCUCCCUGAUGGUUUGCUUAGUGAGCUUCUUGGCCUUGGUUUCUUGGAUAGAAAUAUAAAAAUGUCUGAUUCAUUAGCAAGGGCACUGGGUAUUCAGGAUUAUGGACCCACAAUUUUACUUCAAUUUAUAUCCUCUUUAAGUCAAGUGGAAAACGGUAUCAAAUCAAUGAGUCUGAGUUGGUUGUCUUCUUGGAUAAGUGCAUUCUAUAUAAUGUUAUCUCGUUCUGGACAAAUUCUAUUAAACUCUGACACAGGAAUGGAUCUCAUAGAAAACCUUAAAAGGAUAAAGUUUAUUCCCCUUUCAGAUGGUACAUACAGCUCAGUGAAUGAAGGUACCAUCUGGUUACCAUCUGGCACUAGGUUUGAUGGUCAACAUCGACUUGAAGCUUUCCAAAGUUUAUUUGCUAAACUCCGGACUGUCAGUCCUGCCCUCCUUUCUGCAUCAACUUGUGAUACCUCAUUCAUGGACAUGAAUUUGGUAGACAACCUAACCAAGAUGUUUCACAGGAUUGGUGUCAAGCAGUUGUCUGCUCAUGAAAUUUUGAAGGCCCACAUCUUGCCAGCUGUAUCUAAUGACCGAAUUACAAAUAAGGACAAGAAUUUGAUGAUAGAAUAUACUUGUUUUGCAAUGAUCCACCUACAGUCUAGCUGUCCUGAUUGUUGUGUUGAGAGGGUGAACAUAAUUUCCGAAUUACGAAAUAAAGCUUUCAUUUUAACAAAUUACGGCUUUAAACAACCUGUUGAGGUGUCAAUUCAUUUUAGUAAGGAAUAUGGAAAUCCAGUCAAUGCAAAUAAGUUGAUUAAUGUUGUAGAUAUGAAAUGGCACGAGGUUGACGCCACCUAUCUGAGGCAUCCUGUUACUGAAUCAACCUCAUGUGGACUUAAGAAAUGGAGGGAAUUUUUCCAGGAAAUAGGUAUCUUGGAUUUUGUGAAAAUAUGUCAAGUUAAUAAAACUGUGGCCGAUAUUUCUCCUACCAUUUUUAAGAAUGUAAUGUGGGUAAGAGAUGUGGUUUCCCCAGAAUCAAUUGUCAAUGACUGGGAAUCUCAUGAAUUGGUCCAUUUAAUGUCCCUGUUAUUGAAAAAUGGCCCACCACAAUGUUGUAUCUAUCUGUUGGAGGUUCUCGAUACACUGUGGGAUGGUCAUUUUAGUGAGUGUGUUACAGGUUACUGGAAUCCUAAGUCUGGUGGAGAUGGUAAACCCUUCAAGUCUUCUUUUCUGAGUAGCAUUUGUGGUGUCCAGUGGGUGGUAUCUAGUAUUGAUGAUGAGCUUCACUAUCCCAAAGAUUUGUUUUAUGAUUGUGAUUCAGUACGCUCGAUUUUGGGUGCCUCUGCUCCAUAUGCUGUUCCAAAGGUGAGAUGUCAAAAGUUAGUUAGUGAUAUUGGAUUUAAGGUUAAAGUUACCAUGGAUGACAUUUUGGAAAUUCUAGAAGUAUGGAGAAGAUCUAGGACACCUUUUAAGGCCAGCAUAUCACAAAUGUCAAAAUUGUACACGUUCAUUUGGGAUGAAAUGAACACUUCAGAGAAGAAACUCAAAGAGGAGUUGACUUCAGGACCUUUUAUAUUUUUUCCGUCUGCAUCCAGCUCUAGGCUUGAGGAUGUGUUACCUGGUAAGUUUUUAUCUCUUGAAGAAGUAUGUUGGUAUGAUCCAACUGGUGCCCUGGACCAAAUGAAGGAGAUUCAUCCUUAUCACAGUUUGACAGAAGCGAAACAUAGUCCCUUGAACUGGACACUGAGCAAUAUUUAUCCAGGCCUUCGUGACUUUUUCAUGGACGGCUGUGGUGUACAUGAAGCCCCUCCUCUCUGCAGCUAUAUACAGAUUUUGCUGCGGUUAUCUACUGUCGCUUUGCCUUCACUUGUUGCUAAUGUAGUUUUUCAAGUUUUUCUCAUGUGGAGUGAUGGACUGAAAUCUGGACUACUAACUCCAGAAGAUGUCAUUUACUUCAAACAAUGUCUUUUGAAAUCAGAGUUUAUGGUGCUUCCAACUAAACAAGAUAAGUGGGUCUCACUGCAUCCGUCCUUUGGCCUUGUGUGCUGGUGCGAUGAUAGGAAGUUGAAGAAGCAAUUCAAGCAUCUUGAUAAGAUUGAUUUUCUGUACUUUGGCAAACUUAGUGAGGAUCAAGAAGAGAUACUUCAGACAAAAGUUUCUGCUCUCAUGGAAAACUUAGGGAUUCCCGCUCUCUCUAAGGUUGUAACUCGUGAAGCAAUAUAUUAUGGUCUGGCAGACUCUAUCUUCAAAGCAUCGUUAGUGAGCUGGGCUCUUCCUUAUGCUCAGCGCUACAUCUGUAGCGUACACCCCAAUAAUUAUAUUCAACUCAAGCAGUCUGGAUUCAAUCUUCUGAAUCGUCUGCAAGUCGUUGUUGUUGAAAAGCUGUACUACAGGAAUGCUAUAAAGAGAGGUGAUGGUGCAUCAAACAAGCGCAUUGAAUGUAGCUGUCUUCUGCAGGACAACAUUUUGUACACCACCGAAGAAUCUGAUUGUCAUGCCAUAUAUAUGGAGCUGUCUCGUUUACUAUUUAAUGGAACUCCUGAUUUACACUUGGCUAAUUUCCUUCACAUGAUCACAAACAUGGCCGAAUCAGGAUCCACUGAGGAGCAGACAGAGUUUUUCAUCUUGAAUAGCCAAAAGGUGCCAAAGCUUCCUGACGAGGAAUCUGUGUGGUGCCUCUCAGCUGUGCCCUCUUUGACAAAGAAUGAUGAUUCACCCCAGACAAGUUUAAGUUCAGAAGCAACAGAUAAAAAAACUUAUUUAAACCCCAAAAGGAAAGCAGGAAAUAACUCAAACUGGCCGCCUGUGGAUUGGAAAAGUGCACCAGGUUGUAGUUAUGAUCAGGCAAAUGAUUUUAAGACACGGGAAGCAAGUGCACUGCAUAAGGGCAGCCCACAAAAGAUAGAGGGUAAUUAUGAAGGAACAGUCAUGCAAACGAAUAAUGUUGUUUCUAUCUCAACCUCUGAUGAUUGGACCAUUGAAGAUGAUUCAGCAGCGGCUGCAAUGGCUUUUGUUUUGUCAGAUAACAACAAUUUGGAAGAUCACUCUGACCAAGCUUGCAAUCAGAUUGAUUCUGGAAUGAAAGUUGAAUUUGAUCCCUUUGAUUUAGAUACUAAGCCUGAUGGCUCGGAGUUUGCUUCAUCUAAUUUUCACGAGGAAGACCAACUUAGAACUGGGACACCUGAUGCAACACAAGCUGCACGUACGGGGAGACUGGGUGAGCGUGUUGCUUUCAAAUAUAUUAUUGGGAAAGCUGGUGAGACGAUUGUGAAGUGGGUUAAUGAAGAUGGUGAAACUGGUUUACCCUAUGACAUUACCGUAGGGGAGGAGAAUAGCAAAGAGUACAUCGAAGUUAAAGCAACCAAAUCUCAAACAAAGGACUGGUUCAACAUAUCAACGAGAGAGUGGCAAUUUGCGGUGGAUAAAGGUGAAUCAUUCAGCAUUAUGCAUGUUGUUUUAUUAGGAAAUAAUGUUGCAAGGGUCUCAGUGUUCAAGAAUCCCGUAAAAUUAUGUCAGUUAGGCAAGCUGCAAUUGGUUGCUAUGAUGCCAAUGCCACAGGAGGAAUUCUCCAUUGUCGCCUGAGACUCGACCCAUUUUCAUAUAUGUGCUUCUGGGGGAUUGACUAUAAAGUGUUAGCCAAAGUAUGACUGCCUUCACAGAAAUUAUCUGAAACAACUGUCGUUUGUGUAUGCCUAAUCUUUCUUUCGAUGCUGGGGAGUCUGGGACUAUCAAUAGGUCGGUCACUGAACAAAUCAAGUGCAUGUAUGUUUCCUCUUUGACAAAUAAAUAAAUAUAUAUAUAUAUUUGCUAUCA
Molecule: messenger RNA, 9782 nt
Organism: Carya illinoinensis
Lineage: Eukaryota; Viridiplantae; Streptophyta; Magnoliopsida; Fagales; Juglandaceae
Product: protein NO VEIN-like
Exons: 12
Coding region: 2817-9551 (2244 amino acids)
Biological process (GO): leaf vascular tissue pattern formation; root development; embryo development ending in seed dormancy
Cellular component (GO): nucleus
Source: RefSeq, a predicted model, not a curated record